AUGGCGCGCAGAGGAGAAGUAGGGCCAGGGGCGCGUCAGGGCGAGGAACUUGAGGGCGCGGCGCGGCGAGAGGGUGCAGCUGCUGCUGCUGCUGCUGGCGGCGAGGUCGAGGCGAGGAGCGCUGGUCGUCGCCGUGGGCGACGGGGAGGUCCGGCGGCGCGCGAGAAGAGCAGCAGCAGAGCAGCUCGGGCGCGGAGGCUGCGCUCGCCGGAGUUGAUGGCCAGCGCGGCGGCAAGGGAAGGAGGAGCGGGUGAGGAGGUGGCUGAGGCAUGGAGGAAAGAGGGAGGGGAGCAGGCGGGGCUUCGCGAGGAGGACGAAAGGGAGCGGGGGAAGGAGAGGCCAACGCGGGGGAGAUGGGGAUCGAGCAGUGCUCUCCCUGUCUAUAUUAAAUAUCUAAAACAUCUUAUAUUUGUGAACGAAGGAUGUAGUUGUUUGGAUGUUGAUGUAUGA
Messenger RNA from Triticum turgidum subsp. durum (durum wheat), 450 nucleotides. NCBI's taxonomy places the organism in Eukaryota, Viridiplantae, Streptophyta, Magnoliopsida, Poales, Poaceae. The record is from the annotation of a GenBank genome assembly.